UUUGGAUUCUUGAAAGAGAUGCUCGCUUUCAGCUGGUCCCACCUCCUCUCCUUCUCACUCUUUCUUAAACCCUUCGCAUUCACCAAUCGUCUUUCCACCGAGUCACCCUCUUUCCGAUGGGGGCGAACGUUUAGGCGAGAGGGGUGCUGCGAAUCAGAAAGGAGAACGUUUAGGCGAGAGGGGUGCUGCGAAUCAGAAAGGCGAACGUUUAGACGAGAGGGGUGCUGCGAAUCGGCGCUGAUGCUUGGGGAGGUGCUGUGCGCACGCCCCAGGCCUUGGAUUGGCGCGCCGCCUCUCAUCGCCCACCGGCUCGGCUCGGACAGGCCGGUCUCACCCUCUGGUGGGAGGAAGCGCCGACGUAGCUGCUGCGGCUACCACCACUCCGGCACGUGCCACGGCGGCGGGGCCGCGUCGAUAUGGCACGUGAUCACGCCGUCCGGCGGUGGGGGCUCUGACGGGAUCCGCCGGAAUAUUCGGGCAGCGAGGUUGAGGGAGGAGGGGUCGUGGAACGCGGCAUGGGACGUGAGGCCAGCGCGGUGGUUGCAGGGCCCGGACUCGGCAUGGAUGCUUUUCGGGGUCUGCGCGUGCUUCGAGCCGUUGGAUGGGUGCGGGAAUCCCGUUGCAGGGUCUGAGGUGGAGGAGGAAGGGAGCGGGGCCAACUUCACGGACGAUGGUGAGGCGGAGGGUGAUGGGGCCUGCUACAGGGUUAUAGGUGUUCCAGCUGAUGGUCGAUGCCUAUUUAGAGCUAUUGCCCAUGGGGCUUGCUUGAUUAAAGGGAAAGAAGCUCCAGAUGAAACCCGUCAAAGAGAACUUGCUGAUGACCUAAGAGCUCAAGUUGUGGAAGAGCUCUUAAAGAGGCGUGAUGAAACAGAAAGCUUCAUUGAAGGAGAUUUUGACGCAUAUGUGAAGAGUAUCCAACAGCCCUACACAUGGGCAGGAGAGCCCGAGUUGCGGAUGGCUUCACAUGUUCUUGGAACUCCAAUAUCAGUCUUCAUGGUAGAUCGUAGCUCGGACAGCUUGAUAAAUGUAGCAAGCUAUGGCAAGGAGUAUGGGAAAGAUACUGACAGCCCUAUCAAGGUGUUGUUUCAUGGGUAUGGCCACUACGACGCGUUGGAGGUUUUCUCCAGUUGAAAUAUGUAGAAUCUGCUUAUAAAGAAAUUUUGUUAGAUCCAAACUGAUUGAGUUUCAUUGGAUGCUUUUGAUGAGAGAUUUGGCUCUGCUAAUCAAGAAAAAUACAAUAAGCUUGAACUGCCCAGAAGGUAGAUUUAGCCAUUUAGAUAAAGGGGGUUGUUUCCGACCUUGUAGAUAUGGAGACAUCUGUUGCUUAUCUGACACCAAAAAAAUUUAAUUCUUGCAUUUUUUUUAGAGUAUUGGUCACAACGCCAAACCAAAUGGGUUCUCCGUUGUUCGCAUUUCCCAGUGAAAAGGUUAUUAGCUUUUGGAUUUGAACUCAUACAUAGCUUCAAAGUCAAGAUGAUUCAACUGGUUUGAUCAAUAUGAGCCAUCUGAUGGGCUUGCAGGCCACAUUUUCACAGUGCAUAUAGGUUUGUUUGAAAUAUUAUCAAUUUGAGUGUAGAUCUUUAAUUUGGAUUCAUCUAAAGUGGACGUCUACGGAUGAUGGUCGAUACCCCUGAGGAGAUGUUUUUUUGUAAGAAUGCUGAAGGUGGACGUGAAUAAGGUUUUGAAGCUUUACAGGAGAGCAACUAAUCUUCGUUGAAAUGUAAGAUUUUAGCAAGAUUUGGGGAAAGAAGAACCAAUUAAUCAAUAAAUGUUCUUUUCCAUUACAAUAGUA
This is a messenger RNA of Magnolia sinica, 1792 nucleotides long. RefSeq lists its product as uncharacterized. Lineage: Eukaryota; Viridiplantae; Streptophyta; Magnoliopsida; Magnoliales; Magnoliaceae. Gene Ontology annotation, biological process: protein deubiquitination. The coding region runs from base 19 to 1131 and encodes 370 amino acids. Gene Ontology annotation, molecular function: cysteine-type deubiquitinase activity. The record is from RefSeq and is a predicted model, not a curated record. The transcript has 5 exons.